Messenger RNA from Colias croceus (clouded yellow), 6636 nucleotides. RefSeq lists its product as uncharacterized. The transcript has 4 exons. The record is from RefSeq and is a predicted model, not a curated record. Bases 525 to 2462 code for a protein of 645 amino acids. Lineage: Eukaryota; Metazoa; Arthropoda; Insecta; Lepidoptera; Pieridae.
AUGAAGAGACGUCAUCCUAAUCUUUUGACGGCGUUGCGCAAAUUAUAAUUUUUGACUCUCACUCAUCACGGCUGCCAUGUUUUUUUUCAUGCGGGGUGUGUGUGUAUAGAAAUUAUCAUGAUAAUUUCCCCAUAUAAACUACUACGGAAGUAAAGGGGUGCACGAAGUGCGUCAUUCGUUGAUCGCUAGUGACAAUGCGAUUGUACAAAGUUUGUUAGAAAAGAGGACCGCUGCCUUGUACAAAACUACGAAACACUAGCAAAGAAUAGGCCAAAGAAAUAAGCAUGUAUUAUUAGUAAGGCGGCAUUUCGAGGAUCGAUACUAUCACACGGCCCACGGCGAUUGAAAAAUGGACACUCGAUUUCUGAGCAAGAUGAUUGAAUUCUAUGGCGAUUUAGAUUACUUUUGGCAGAAUGCGUAAAAACAAGAGAGGGAGCCAGGCUCACGCCUGCUGGCCUGCUACGUCAAAAGAAUUGCACCUCAUCCCACAUCCCAUCUGAUAUUGCACAGAUUUUACAGAGGAUAUGCAGUGCUCAGUAAUUCUGGAAAGGGGCUGUAACAGUGGGAACGUUAAAAUGAAGACGUUAAGUGGUUUUAAGAAUCCUUACAAAAAGGAGUCCAGUCUGGACAAUAUUGUUGAUCAGCUGUGCACGAGACUUCAAGACAUUAAAGAUCAAGAAAGUUCGUCACUGAUAGGGAUGCCCACGUGUUCUUUGGAACAAACAGAGGCUGUCCGUCGAUAUUACGCUGCAUUCCCGGCUCUAAAGAAAGCACAAGAGUCGCCAUUGCAGUAUUAUUUGCCACCGCCAGCUUGGUGUCGUAAGUCUAACACAGAUUCGAAAGUCAAAAUGCAGAGUGAACUAGCAAUAUCAAAGGAUUGGAAUUGUAAGAACAAAAAAUAUUGUACUGGCAAAGAACGGCGGAACUCAUACCACGGCCAAAAGAAAAAUAGCAGAAAACGUUACAACAGUUACAGUAGAUCUUUUGACAGCAAGGAAAGCAUGCCCGAGUGGAUGACGCAUGAGGGGGUAUGGGAUAUCGAAACUCAGGAUCCCGUGAAGGAGUUUAUAAGAGCGAUCGCUUUGGACGAGGGUUACGGCACUUGUGAGAACACAGUAACUGACGAAAUUAAAGAAAUCACGCAAGCAAAGAUCAGGUUGAAUGAAAACAUGGUUCCCGAUUGGGACGACAGUCUCGAUCUCGACACAGAGUGGGUCAUCACGGACGAUCUGAUUCCGCGGGCUAGAAGCCCAAUGGAGGAGGAGCUUUAUGCAAAAUUUGAAGCCAAGUUCGACCGUAGCAUCGAGGCCCUGUGGUCUAAAGAUCAAAACACUCCUGAUGAUGAGUAUCAAGAUCUACCAAUCGAUUUCCAAGAUCUGCUCUCAUCGCCAUCAGACCACCUGUUCGCCGAUCCGUCCGCCGAAAAGAGUAGCAUGAAUCUAACGGAGAGCAUAUGGUCGACCAGCAUCACCGUCACUCAGCCGAAGCGCAACGAUUCGCCUUCCCAAAUUGCAGAAGGUCUGCACGACCGUUUGCGCCCUCUUAACAUAGGCGAACCGCGCGAGAUCGAGUCUUUCUCCUUGUACGACGGAGACGAACUCUACGACGCGCUGUCGACCGUCGCCAAGACCAUGCGCUCGUUCACCGCCAUCAACCACAGCCGAGACUGCAGCGGUUUCGUCGAAGUUCCGCCUCGCACCAAGCGCGCGGCCCGCCCGCCGCCCGCGCCCGCCGCGCGCCCCCUCCCCCGCCCGCCCGAGCCCCUCGACCGCGAGGACCCGCUCACCUCCUCGCGGACCCACUUCCGUCCCAUCUGCCGCGAGCCGGAGACCGCCACCCGCUACGCCGACGGCGACACGUUCGACAUCCGCGGCGACUUCGACCCGGUCGAGUUCAAGCGCAGCGAGUCCGGCGGCGUCUACCUCGAGACCACCCACGAGCGCUAUCUGGAGUAUCGCGUCGCGAACGGCAUCGAUUACGGCAGACUGAACCUGACCGCCGCGCAGCGCUGCCCCGAUCUCGACGACCUCGGAUUCAAGCUGCGCUUCCCGGUGCGGCAGAUCGACGCCGGCGUGCAGACCGAGCCGCUCGUCGACGGGUGGUCGUGCGACGAGUGCGGCGGCUCCGCGAAGAAGAUGCGCCCCAACGGCAUCGAGAGCAUCUGGAGCGACGCGUGCGUGUGCGAGUGCGCGCCGGUGGAGGCGCCGCCGCCCACGCGCGCGCCCGUGCCGCCGCCCGACGAGCUGUCGCGCGACUGGGAGGAGCUGCUGUCGGACAUCAGCGCGGCGCACCGCAUGUACGCGACGGACGCGGACGCGGAGGCGGGCGCGCUGCCGGACCGCAAGCGGCGGCACAGCGCGGCGCUGCGCUGCGCCGGGCCCAGCGCCGCCACCUGCACGCACCCGCACGCGCGCUUCCUGCACUGCUGCGUGCCCGCGCUCGACCGCCCGCUCACGCGUUAACCCCGCGUAUUCUUUGCGCAUCGUUUCCGCGACAUUGUCACGUUGGGUUCUUUCGAGACGGUCUUGUAUUUGCACGUUAUUGUUUCGCAACGUUGCGAUAUCGGGAGGAUAUGUUAGGAAACUUUGCCAGACGACCGUUUGGCUCGUCCGAAUACGCGGCUAACGUCCGAACGAUACGCACUACUACGACGAUUAAUUUUUUCUCGCUUGCAUUCUAACGUCUCAUUUUACAUACCGACCAAAAUAAAAUUUAGUUCCGUUAAUCGAAUCCACAAAUUUGUACUGGAAAUAUGUGUAAUUGUUAUACAUAUAGUUUUUUUUCGCAUUCGCUGAUCGAAAAAGUUAAGCGUCUUAGUAGGGUUAAGUUUGGUAAUUUCCACCGCUGAUAAGUUUCGCUUUUGAGCGCCUCGAGGAGUCGAUGACAUCUGAAUGUGCGGGAGACCGAUUUGACACAAUUUUUCACGUUUACAAUAGAGUCCAUCGCGAUACAGGAAGAAACUAAGUGGCCUUUGGAAGUGAUAAUCAUGAAACCGCAAUUAUGUUACGUGUAUAUUGUGUCAAGGUGGCCUCUAUCGAUUAUUUCCUUUAUUGAACGAUCAUAUCGCGUUCUGUGUAUUGCCUUUUAAAACGAUUGUUGUUUUUAAGAAAUAUUCUCCGUGCGAGCCCCCAGAGUCGCGUUACUAAUUUAUCUUAAGUGGUGUAAAGUGGCUAGGGAUAGUGCUCAGUUUGUAAUUAAAGUAAUUGUUCCAAAUCAAUUAUUUCUUAACAAUGCUUUAGAUAGCCUUCAUUACAAUUUCAAGUGGCGUUUAAAUAAAUAACAAAAAAUAUAGCAAUAGUUAUAGGAUUAAAAUUAGCGAGACUUUACAUAACUAUGAAUCUUUCUCCAACAAUUGUGCAAGAGGGCAAAAAAGUGAUAACAUAUCUUUGAGGGUGGAGUAUAAUGUAACCUUAAUUUUAGUUCAAUGUUUUUUUUUGUAGCGAUUUUAUAUUGAUAUGAAAAUAUAUAUAUAUAUAUAGGUAUGCUCGGUGAAAUACUCCUGUUUCGUAGUAAAUCGGAGAAAUUAAUUAUAAUAAAAGGAACUUGGUAUUUUUAAAAAGAUAAUUAUAUUUACAUGGCCAAUCUUUUCGGCCUGUUAUUAUUUACAACGUACUAUGCAAUUAAGAAGAGUAAUAAUUUUUGUAUUUUCUUUAUGAGGAGGCAGCGAGUAUUUCACGGUGAGCUCUUCGGACGAUUUUAAUAUAAUUCUUACAAUAAUAUCGUCCUGAGGUAUUUAAAAGGAUUUGUUGAUAUAAAAUGUAGUUGACAGGAUUAUUUUGUUGAUAUUUUAUUAAUUCCGUUCACGUUUUUUAAAUCAAAAAUGCAUUUCGAAAAUUUUAACAUGUAAAAUUUGUUUUCCAUUUUUAUUUCAAACUUUAAGGAGAGUUGAGUUUAAAUUGUAAGGACAGGUUGGCAUUGGGCCUUAGGAGGUAGACGAUGGUUUCGGAAAAGGUUUAAUAUAUUGAUUGUAAAGUUAGGGUAUUAAUUCCCAAUGCUGAUGGCUUGCCCGAUGGUGAGAGUCCACGAUCGUAUGGUUAUUUGUUAUCGGAGACAGUGGACGGUUUGUUUUAAAUGGUUUGUCCAAUGUGUCUUAAGUUAAACGCGGCGAUUUUAUUGAUUAGCCGUUUAUUUUAGGAUGGCAGACGAUAAGAGGGCCAAUUAUGUACUUUGGAACAGUUCGCCCGUGCGUGUCUGCCCUAGUAGUAAUAAUUUAAAGUGUAAAGUUUUAUACGAAGUUGGACAAUGUUAGGUAAGGGAGCUACGCCCCUGGUGCGUUGGACGGAAGGAAUGGUGAUGCGUAUAAUCGCUGUCACUGUUCAUUUUAUUCCUAGUUUAUUUGUGGUCAGGUGGAAAGAAAUGUGUUAUCAGAAAAACUCGCAAGUGAGGAAUAGUGGACAGUGACAGUGAAGUAAAUUGUAACAUAAUUAUCCAAUAUGGAUGGUAACAGUUCAUAUAGGCGUAACUGUUAUUAUAGUUUAUGUAAAGCAUAAGAAGUGUAUGUUAUAUUUUAUAUUUUCAUUUUUUUCAUGGAGUAACAACUGUUUAGGCUUAGGUGAUGUCUUAUACAGAGAGCAAUGCUAUUGGCUAUUAUAUGUCGCCAAUAAUAACAUUAACACUCUGUAUAAGGACUCCAUUUCAUAUAUUUAUUUUCACUAUUGAAGCCUCUCCUAGUAACAAUUUCAUAAAAAUGCAAAUCUUUGCUAUAUUGUGUCGUGUUUAUAUAUUGUAUUUAUUUACUCAUUUUCUGUAGUGUGAUUUACUUCUGUUUGUAAUAACUUAAAAGGAAAAAAAAUAAAAAAAAAAGAUUUUUGCAAAUUUCCCAUCGGAAAAGGCUAUUGUAUAUAUUUAAAGAUAUCAUUGUGAAAUUAAUGUAUAGGCAAAUUCUGUUCUUUAUGUAUUACUUAUGUAUUGUUUUCAUUGCGUUGUUUCUAUGUUUACAGUAUACGGCCUCAUGAACUGUCGACUGUCAACUAUAUACUUACAUACUAAGCAAUAAUACGUGAAGGACAAAGCUCUUGUACUAUAAACAUAGAUCCAUUUUAUAUAUAUUCGUCUUCAAUAUGUCUACAGAUGUAUUGUUAGUAGUGGUUGGGUAUUUUUUAUCAUUCAAAUAAUUCACUUUCAUUUGUUUUGAAUCAUUUAAUCUUACUUUUUUUUUACAGUAUCUUUUAUGUUCCGUCAUUGAUCAUUAUAUUAUAUUGUACUUACUCCAUUAAUUAUAUUCGCUAAAACAUACCUUGAAAAAAAUUAUAGAAAAACAAAAAAAAAAAGUAUUGUUAGUCAAGUUUGCAUAUAAUAUUAUAUUUGAUUAGCUUUUAAUCUAAUGUAAUGUGCCUAUGCACUUGAAAGAAGGUUUAUUUGCUACUGAACAUCAAUUGUGUUGUUUUAUAGUGUGUCUAUAAAACAACAGAGUUCGCAAGGGUGUUGUUUUAUUAGGGGACGCUUAUAACGACCUCUGCGAGCUCUAGCAAUGUUGUGAGUCAUUAAAACUGAUGAGGUGUCUAAAAGCCUGUCUCAGUUUUAAUAAUUCAUGUCGUCUGUGAAGUUACAUGUGCCAAUCUUUUGAUUUGUACUUGACGAAAAGUAUAUUGCCGAGCGCAAGUAAAUUCACAGACAAUUUAUUUCAUUGUCCCCAAAUUAAAUUGUAAACCACCUAAUAUCAAGUGGUAUUCGAGCUUUUGUCAGUAAUAUAUUGGUAAUUCGAUUUCGGCAAUUUCACGAUCAGCGAAUAAUUCUCAUAAUGUUACAUCUUAUAUUGAGUAGAGAGCAGUUUAUAAUCAAGUAAAUUUUGGACACGUCGCUAAUAAGCACACGUUUAAAACUUAUAAAACUAAAAAAAAUACAUAAAAAAAAGGUUUUGCAUGUAGUAUUUCAAAUUUAAUCUAGCAAGCUCUCUUCUCAAGGAACAAGUCGGCUUGUAACCGAUUGCAUUCUUCUGGCCUUGGUUACAUGCAUAUUUGUUACAAUUCAUAUCAAAUUAUAUCUUUCCUUUUGAAACUGUUGAUUCAUAGGAUCCGGGGGCUUACAAGUGACGUCCAUUUUUAAGGCGGUACAGUUUUCGGAUGAAAUAAAUUAUAAUAAAUAUCUUUAUAAUAUUAUAGUAAGUCUCUGGAAGUUGAAAACACUCAUUUAAAAUUAAAUUGAUGCAGAAUAUUAUCAUUCUAUGAGAUGACUUUUUCAAAGUGAGUUUAUAUAUUUUUAACUAUAACAAAUUAAAAUAUCUGUAUCGUUUUAAAGAUGUGCGGUACGGUAAGCUUUUCACCUUGAAAGAAAAUAAAUUUUGUAAGCCGGGGUAGGAGCAGUCCUCAGGGGAUUUCACAUUUUAUUUGGUUCCAAAUUUUUUUAAAGGCCAUAACUUUAUAAAGUUUUUAUAACUUAAUUAUCACUUCAAUUCAAAACAUUAUUUCAAUCUUUGUACACAAAUAUGCACGUUACUGGAUUGGCACCGUACAUUUUUGUUUUCAUAUAGUGGAUAUUUUAGUGUAGAACAAUUUUAUCAUUAAAAUCGAUUUCUAGAUAUAAAACAAUAUUAGAAGUGGUUAUCCCCAAAAAUAGUUACCAUUUUCGUUACGUUAGGUUGUGCUCACUACUCUGGUUCUUGCCACCUGUGGGAAGAUAAUAAACAUUAAACAAACA